CUGCACUCGAUUGCUUUCCCCUGGAGUUGCCUGUGAGUCGAUCGCGGAGCAGAAGCUAGCGCUGAUGCAACACACUGACAGGUCCACUCACCCGGCUCCACUCUCCCACGUCUCACUGUAAGAAGAGAGCUUUUGAGGAGGCUCUGCACCAUGGCAGAUCAGCUCAGUCCGGAUGAAAAGUUCCACCUCAUAACAAGGAACCUCCAGGAGACCCUUGGAGAGGAGAAGCUGAAGCAGGUUCUUCAGGAGAGAGAGCUGAAGGUGUACUGGGGCACAGCGACCACCGGUAAACCCCACGUAGCGUACUUCGUCCCCAUGUCCAAGAUCGCAGACUUCCUCAAGGCUGGAUGUGAGGUCACUAUUCUGUUUGCAGACUUGCACGCCUUCCUCGACAACAUGAAGGCCCCCUGGGAGCUGCUGGAGCUCAGGGUGAAGUACUAUGAACAGGUCAUCAAAGCCAUGCUGGAGAGCAUCGGUGUGCCUCUGGAUAAACUCAAGUUUGUCAAAGGAACUGACUUCCAGCUCAGCAGAGAGUACACUCUGGAUGUGUACCGUCUGUCCUCCAUGGUGACGGAGCAUGACGCUAAGAAGGCUGGAGCAGAGGUGGUGAAACAGGUGGAGCACCCCCUGCUGAGUGGUCUGCUCUACCCCGGACUGCAGGCUCUGGAUGAGGAGUACCUCAAGGUGGACGCUCAGUUUGGAGGAGUCGACCAGAGGAAGAUCUUCACUCUGGCAGAGAAGUACUUGCCUUCUCUUGGAUACGCCAAGCGCUCCCAUCUGAUGAACCCCAUGGUCCCAGGACUCACAGGGGCCAAGAUGAGCUCCUCAGAGGAGGAGUCAAAGAUUGAUCUGCUGGACUCUGCGGCAGACGUGAAGAAGAAGCUGAAGAAGGCUUUCUGUGAGCCAGGAAACAUCCAGAACAAUGGAGUCCUCUCCUUUGUCAAACAUGUUGUCUUCCCUCUGCGUGGAGAAUUCUGCAUCAAAAGAGACCCCAAGUGGGGUGGAGACAAAAUCUACACUGUGUUUGAAGAGGUGGAGAAGGACUUUGCUGAGGAGCACAUCCAUCCAGGAGACCUGAAGGCCUCAGUGGAGGUUUCACUAAACCAGCUGCUGGAGCCAAUCAGAAAGAAGUUUGAGAUGCCUGAGCUCCGCAAACUGACCAACACCGCCUACCCCGACCCCUCGAAGACAAAAACAGGAAAGGGUGCCAAGGCAGGAGGAGGAGGUGGAGGAGAGGAUGAUGAGCUGGUCCCCUCCAGAGUGGACAUCAGGGUGGGCAAGGUCAUCAGUGUGGAGAAGCACCCAGACGCUGACUCGCUGUACCUGGAGAAGAUCGACGUGGGCGAGGCGGAGCCGAGGACGGUGGUGAGCGGGCUGGUGGCGUUCGUCUCUCAGGAGGAGCUGCAGGACAGGAUGGUGUUGGUGCUGUGCAAUCUGAAACCCCAGAAGAUGCGAGGGAUCGAGUCCCAAGCCAUGCUGCUGUGUGCCUCCAUUGAAGGGGAGCCCAGGAGGGUGGAGCCUCUGGACCCUCCAGAGGGAUCGUCGCCAGGAGAACGGGUCUUUGUCGAGGGAUACGAGACGGGGAAACCAGACGAGAGACUCAACCCCAAGAAGAAGGUGUGGGAGAAAGUGCAGGUGGACCUGAAGAUCUCAGACGAGUGCGGAGCUCAGUGGAAAGACAAGCAGCUGAUGACUAAACUGGGACAGAUCACAUGUAAGACACUGAAAGGAGGAAACAUCAGUUAGAUACAUUACAUUCAUCACUGAAGCUGCUCCUGCCGGCCACAUAAAAACAAGAAUACCUUCAUCAUGUUCGAUGUUCAACGGUCAAACUUCAGCUGGAUGUUUUCUGGGAGGAUGAUGGGACAUUGAUGCCAAAAGUCUCAGAUGCUUCUGACUGGCUGCAACAUAUUAUUAUUAUUAUCUUGCUCUGACUUCAUUAGAAAGUGUACAACAAAAAUGCAACUAAUCAACAUAUGAUUCAUCACCGUUUCUCUCGUUUACCUGGUGUUGUAUGUUGUUCUUAACACACUUAAAUAUACAACAGUUUCUACAAAAGAGACAUACUGCGACUCAGAUAAUGAAGGAUUAUUUUAUUGGAUGUUGCAGUGCUGGGUCGGUUGUUCCUGGAAGUAGCUGAUAAGGAUCUCAGGUGUUUAAAAAGGGACUUAAGGGGACUUAAUGUGCUUUUCUGGUUUAAAAAUGCCUUCUUGGUAAAUGUCUGCCAAUAAUACCUAAUAAAUAAAAUGUUUUUUCUGGGUUUUAGACAUCACAUAUACACUACUGGUCAAAAGUUUUAGAACACACCAACUUUUCCAGAAUUUAAUUGAAAAUGAUGCAGUUUUUGUCUCAGUGUACUCUGAAAUUAAUGCACAUUUGCAACAUUUAAAAUUCUUUAUUGAGCAUGAUAGUGUUUUGAAAAUAAAAAAAAGAUUCAAAAUCACAUUUUAUGUUGAACUAAAGGACUAAAAAAAGACACAAAAUGACAAAAAAAGACACCAAAAGACUUAAAAAAGACACAAAAUGACUUACAAAGACAUGAAAAGAAUUCAAAAAUGGACAAAAUAGCCCAAGACUCCAUAGAGUUAAGUUGUUAACCCAUUUCUUGUUCCCUGAAAAAGGCCUACUUGUAUAAUUCUGAAAUGUACAUUAUUUUUCAGUUUUGGUUAAGCUUACCUUUUUUUAUUUACCUCUGGCAGUUCACCACUUACCUUUGUACCCUUUCAAGCUGUUCAUUUGACUUCAACUGCUUGAUUUUCAAUAAAAAACUGGAAAAAUUGGGGUGUUCUAAAAUUUUUGACCGGUAGUGUAUAUAAAAAAAAAUCAAUAUGUACUAUAAGACAUAGGACGGUUGCAUUGGGGGAAGUGUACAUAAAUCAGUGUCUGAACAUUUGCUGUCAUAUUAUCAAAUGAUGCAUCAUCUCUAAUAUGAAAUAAAAGCUGGUUUGAAUUCUGAGGUCUGCACAAAUUGA
Centropristis striata (black sea bass) is the source of this 2972-nucleotide messenger RNA. It is a transcript of the gene yars1, whose product is annotated as tyrosyl-tRNA synthetase 1. Gene Ontology annotation, biological process: tyrosyl-tRNA aminoacylation. The transcript has 14 exons. Lineage: Eukaryota; Metazoa; Chordata; Actinopteri; Perciformes; Serranidae. The coding region runs from base 151 to 1746 and encodes 531 amino acids. The record is from RefSeq and is a predicted model, not a curated record. Gene Ontology annotation, molecular function: ATP binding; tRNA binding; tyrosine-tRNA ligase activity.